Leucoraja erinaceus (little skate) is the source of this 4733-nucleotide messenger RNA. Its product is annotated as protein bicaudal D homolog 2-like. Gene Ontology annotation, cellular component: Golgi apparatus; cytosol. The record is from RefSeq and is a predicted model, not a curated record. Gene Ontology annotation, molecular function: dynactin binding; dynein complex binding; cytoskeletal adaptor activity. The coding region runs from base 276 to 2504 and encodes 742 amino acids. The transcript is spliced from 7 exons. Gene Ontology annotation, biological process: protein localization to organelle; regulation of microtubule cytoskeleton organization; microtubule anchoring at microtubule organizing center. Lineage: Eukaryota; Metazoa; Chordata; Chondrichthyes; Rajiformes; Rajidae.
GCUAGAAGGGGCGUCGUUCCUCAUCCAGCCCCUUCCUCCUCCAUUGUGUCUCCUCCUCCUCCACCGCCGCCGCCUGACGUGGGCCAGAGCAGAGCAGAGCUGAGCUCCGAGCGGCCAUGGUGGAGGGCGAGCGGCGCUAUGAGGCGGCUGGCCGGGCGGCGCCCUGAGUGAGGCGGGCGGAGGGCGGCGCUGGCCGAGGCGGGUGUCGGCGGCCCCCGGAGCCCGAGCCCGACCCCGCUGAGCACGAAGGAAGGAAGGCAGGCGGGCCGGCCAGCAUGGAGGGCGAGCAGCAGCUCCGCACUGAGGUGGAGCGGCUGAACCGCGAGUUGAGCGAGACGACAGAGGAGAAGAUGCAGGCGGCCGAGUACGGACUGGUGGUGCUGGAGGAGAAGCAGACGCUCAAGCUGCAGUAUGACGAGCUGGAGAGCGAGUACGAGACGGUCCGCCAGGAGCUGGAGCAACUGCGGGAGGCUUUUGGUCAGGCUUAUAGUAACCAGAAAAAGGUGGCAGCUGAUGGAGAGAGUCGUGAGGAGUCAUUGAUUCAAGAGUCUGCUUCCAAAGAAGCGUAUUAUGUGGCCAAGAUUCUGGAGCUACAGACCGAUCUGAAACAGAUGAAAAAUGUGCUCACCAAUGCCCAGUCCGAAAAUGACCAUCUUGCUUCCAUCACACAGCAGCUGAAGGAGAGCAAUCAGGUUGUGGAGUUGCAAAGAAAUCGCCUGCGUGAUGAUAUUAAAGAAUAUAAAUUUCGUGAAACAAGACUUCUGCAAGAUUAUUCUGAACUUGAAGAGGAAAAUAUCUCUCUUCAGAAACAAGUCUCGGUGCUUAAACAAAAUCAGGUUGAAUUUGAAAGUCUGAAACAUGAAAUUAAAAGGCUUGAAGAAGAAACAGAGUUCCUCAACAGUCAGCUGGAAGAUGCUAUCAGACUAAAAGAAAUAGCAGAACGACAACUUGAGGAAUCUUUGGAGACGCUGAAGAAUGAGCGGGAGCAGAAGAAUAACAUGCGCAAAGAAUUAUCUCACUAUAUGAACAUCAGUGAUUCAAUGUACACCAGCCAACUGAAUAUCUCUCUGGAUGGAUUGAAGUUUAGCGAUGAUUGUAAUGAACCAAACAAUGAUGAACUCAUUAAUGGUUUUGAAAACGGCCUGACUAAAUUGAAUGGUGACAAUAAGCUGUCCACUCCUAAGAAAAAUGAUCAUUUCAAGCCAGCACCGAGCUUGGUGUCUGAUUUGCUAAGUGAGCUGAAUUUAUCUGAAAUGCAGAAACUGAAACAGCAGCUGAUGCAGGUGGAAAGGGAUAAGACCACAUUACUUACAACUCUCCAAGAGUCACAAAAGCAGCUGGAACAUACAAGAGGUGCCUUGUCAGAACAGAAUGAAAAGGUCAACAGACUCACCGAGCAUGUCAGUGCCAUGAAAAAACUCCAGGCUAGCAAAGAACGGCAGAGUGCACUUGAUAAUGAGAAAGAGCGAGAUAGCCAUGAAGAUGGUGAUUACUACGAGGUAGAUAUCAAUGGCCCUGAGAUUUUGGAGUGCAAGUACAAGGUGGCUAUAGCUGAUGUAAACGAACUCAAAGAAGAACUCAAAAACCUGAAGGCCACAUACUCUGAUAAUGAGAAUAAAUAUGAGAAGGAGAAGACCAGGAACGAAAGUGAAAUCCAGUCCAUGACAGAGAAACUUGAACUACUAGAAAAAACUAAUAAAGAAGAGCAGGAGCAGAUUAUCUGCUUGGAAAAGGAGCUGAAAAAAGUGAGUGAGGUAGCUGAAGGAACUCAAGGUAGCUUGACUGUGGCACAGGAUGAACUGGUCACCUUCAGUGAAGAACUAGCAAAUCUGUACAACCAUGUUUGUAUCUGCAACAACGAGACGCCCAACCGAGUAAUACUGGAUUACUUUAAAGAAGGUAAAAAUGUCCGCAGCUGUUCAGAAGGUAAAGAGAGAAGAUCUCCAGUUCUGCUUACCAAGGGCCUUUUCCCAGGAGAGAUGGGAAAAGCUGAAAAUAACAACAAUGGAGACAUUGUACCAGCUUCUGCUUCAUCUUUGCCCUCACCUGUGUCUUGUGCUAGUGAUCCACGCAAAGAACCAAUGAAUAUUUACAACCUGAUUGCUGUCAUUCGUGACCAAAUCAAGCAUCUUCAGAAAGCAGUUGAUAGAUCAACAGAACUAUCCAAACAACGUGCUGCUUCCCAUGAACUGGGGGCAAUGGCAGACAAAGACAAAGAAGUUUUCAUGGAAGAGAUCUUGAAACUGAGGUCCUUGUUGAGUACCAAGAGAGAACAAAUUUCAACGCUGAGAGCUGUGCUCAAAGCAAACAAGCAGACUGCUGAAAUGGCCCUUUCAAAUUUGAAGAGUAAAUAUGAAAUUGAGAAAUCCAUGGUUACUGAGACAAUUAUGAAACUACGUAAUGAGCUUAAAGCUUUAAAAGAGGACGCUGCUACCUUUUCAUCUCUAAGAGCUAUGUUUGCCACCAGGUUAUUAAACUCCACAAAGAUUGAUCAGGUAGGAUAAAUAAAUGCAGGUGUUUAUUUCUGCGGCUUGUGUUGCAAUUGCUGCAGUGCCUGCAUGCUGGCUUUUUGUACUGUAGUGUGGGCGCUGUGGAAGUUCUAGUGCCCUCUGCUGGCUUUUUUAUGGAAUCCAUCUGCGACAAAGUCACCAUUUUGGCUUCCUAAUUGCUGAAAACGUCUUAUCUUUGCACUCUGUUUUCAUCCUCUUCUGAGGUCACCUCAGCUAGUACAUAUUUUAAUAAAUAGUUGUGUCAGAAGCAAAUUGUUUUUCAGAAAGUCAACAAUUUGACAUGCAGAAAAAAAACAUUCAUUUUCACACUGACCAAUAUUUGGCCAAAUUAACAUUUUUUUUCUGCAAAAAUAAUGGAAAUUUCUGAUGCAUAAAAUGAUUAACAUAUAUUUAGUUAGUAUAUUUUUAAUUUGUUGCUUUAAUGGAAUUGUUUUAUCCUGGGAGAUGUUUCCUCAACAACAGUCCUGUAUAAGUAAUUGUAGUUUCUUUAUAAAGGAUCAAGUGGUGAGUGUAGGACCGAACAAAUUCAGUCUGAAAGCACAUUUGUGCACUGUUAACCUAAAUUGCAGUAUAAUUAGUAAUAGCCGUACCCAGGAACUGUAGAUUCCAGCUACUACAACAGCAGUUGUACCACUAAUGGUGCACACAUGAAGCAGGCAACCCAAGGAAUUCAGUCCAGAUUUAAAUUUUCCAUGCUUCAAAGUAAGGUUUGUAAUAUAAUUAGUUAAAAUCUAUUCCUGGAAUAUUGCAGCAUAAAUUGUAAUUGGUGCUAGGUUAUACAUUGUAAUUUAUGUUAAUACCUACCUGAAAAUCCCUGAUCAUUUUUUGUGAUUCACACUUGAAUUACCAGCUCCCAUUGCACCUGAAGAAGGGUCUCGACCGGAAACGUCAUCCACUCCUUUUCUCCAUGGAAGCUGCCUCACUUGAGUUUCUCCAGCACCCAUUGCAAGGUGACCUCUUGUGACCAACACUUGACCAGCAGGGUGGGAAAGAGCUCACAAAGGGUUUAAGCAGUUUUUCCUAAUUGAAGAUUUAAUUUCAUUAGGUUCCUCAAUAUACCUAUCUCCAAGGCUUCAUAUUAAAUCCUACUGUUCAUAGAAAAUGUGAGAUUUGCCAUUUGGGUGCCAGCAUUGAUACCUGUCUAAGUGCCAGGUUUGAUCUCACAAACACAUUUACAUUUGGUUCCAUUGUAUUCCAAAUUUGCUGAUGGGUGUACAAGUGGGUGCCAACUUGCCAGUUAACAGUGUCUCAAAGCUUACCUGCCUGUGAGAGAAGAAAUUGAGGACUUUGUAUAUGGAGAUUGUUCAGAAGUUUCUGAAGCCCUGGAUUUCUUUUUAAACUGGAUUCUUCUUCUUGCGUAUGACGUGCACAGCCUAAAGUUGUAGGACAACUUGUUCUAUUUGAUCUUAUUUGAUUGUGCACGCCGGGUUGAUUGCAUUCGUCAAAACAGAGCGGACCACGUGAAGGUUGCAAUCUUCCACCCCAAUUUAAACUGGAUAAUACAAGGAGUUACUUGGAUGGUAUGGUGCCCAUGAUAGAUUGCCCCACGCCCAGGAGCAGCAUUCAGUUACCCAGGGGCUUAGUGUAGCAGUCGGGCUAAAUGCUACCCGGCCAACUGGAACUUACAUUCAGUUAAUAUUUUAGAUUUUUUUUUUUAUAAGGUCAUUAGUAACGAUGACUGCAAAACCAUUAGAACUUUCCUUUUGGAAAAAAAUGAUCUGGUUCAUCAACGGACGAUCGGCUGCCUUGAGCUGGUCGAUGGUCAAUGUCACCAUCUCCUCGCCACAUUUGUGCCAUGGCUUCUGUGUUCAAAUAGAAGCAAAGUCAAGAUGCUGGAGCAUUGUCCAGAUCCAGCAGGAAGAUUGUUCUGGAGGGUCUUGGCAUGAAAUGUUGAUUCUCUCCAUUGUUUCUGCAGGAGCUGCUGAGUAAUUCAGCACUUUGUUUUUUCUUUGUUCUUCCAGUGUCAUCUUAUUGUCCCAUUUUUUAAAAAUAGACAAUAUUAGUGAGACCACAUAGCAUGGAGUUGGUGCUGAUUUUGGUAGGUGAGCGUCUACCAAAGCAAACCUUCUACUCCCAGCUUAAAGAAAGCAAACGUAAAAGAGACGGACAAAAGAAUGUGAAAUCGACAUUGACAAUUGGGAAACCAAUGCUAAGGACAGGAAACUUUGACGAACCAUCAUCCAAGAAGGAACAGUGACCUUCGAAACCAAGAAAUGCGCAGAA